Molecule: messenger RNA, 10214 nt
Organism: Dromaius novaehollandiae (emu)
Lineage: Eukaryota; Metazoa; Chordata; Aves; Casuariiformes; Dromaiidae
Gene: ADNP2
Product: ADNP homeobox 2
Exons: 5
Coding region: 4646-7852 (1068 amino acids)
Biological process (GO): regulation of gene expression
Cellular component (GO): nucleus
Molecular function (GO): DNA binding
Source: RefSeq, a predicted model, not a curated record
GGUGCGCGCCGGGUUACCCCCCUGCUGCUCGGUGUGCGGCACACGGCGGUGGAAGAGGGACUUCCGGGUGUAGCGGGGCAGGAGAGCGGAGCUGGCGGGGGGAGGCUCGUCCGCCUCCCGUUUGUGGCACAGCCGGGACUGUUGCCUCGCAGCUGGGGCUUCGCGGACAGCUGCUGAGGAGCACGUUUUAUUCUGUCCUGUGGCUACACUUCUGAAGUGAUGGAGUAUCUAAGGAACCAACUUGUGCAGCCUUUUUAGGCAGUCUGUGUUGUGACAGCUCUUAAUUACUGCCUGGGCGAUAUGGAUGCUUGAAAUACUUCUCUUUAUGGAAAGCUGUAAUGUCCGUGUGGAUAGCAUACAUGCAAAACUAGAAGUAUAAUGUUAAUGGAAGCUAAAAUUACAUUAAAUAUUCAUGUGAUACUCCCAUCAAUGCAUAAAUUUUUGAUAAAAUAGAAACUAUCUGAAUACUGUAGACAAAACUUCUUUUGCUUCUGGCUUGCGUAUGGAAUGAAACAUGUUUGACUCAACAACAAUUCUGUUGUUGAGUGUUGUUGAGUCAGUUCAUAGCUCUGUAAUGUAAAAUAUUAGCAUUUACCAGUUGAAAGGGAGAUCUAGAAAUGUGAAGUUUAGCUCUAACCAGUAAACAGUAUUGAGGGGAGCUGGUUGGUUUCUGUAAGUCUUAUAUCAUCAAAAAUAUAGGUUUCAACUCUUAAAAGUUGCAGGGCCACCCAACCUAUAUUCUAGAAACCUUAGUAGUCUUUUUAAUAAACUUCUGGUUUAAUCUUGAGCAAGAAAGGGGAAUUUAUUUAGAGCAACACUUAGACAAAUAGUGUAUAGUAAGUAUACUGCAUUUCUAUUUAUGGCUGUAUUUACAUAAGCUGUAGUAAGAGCAGUAAUCCUAUGGUUGACUCCAUGAAACCUUUUUUAAGAAAGAAUCAAAGAUGACUUUUGGAAACAAUGAAGAGGGCACAAACAAUUUUAUAAUGCUGUCUGUUUUACCACUGGAAACUCCUUGAUUUGGAUUAGGUCUGGUUUAUAGUUGGCUUGUGUUUAAACACUUUAAUCCCUCAACUGAAACCUUGACACAGUUGUCAUCUUCCAUGGCUGUCCCCUUAUUGGAUUAUUCAGGUUGUGGACUAUCUGCUGCAGGAUGUGGCUACCUUAAAUGUCUCUUGAGUCAUCCUAGGGUGACUAGUGCAGUGCAAAUGCAGUUGUACUUCUUCCUAGGCUAGCCAGCCUCUUCAUAUGACUGGUCUUGCCCCCCACACGUGGGGCUGAGCCCUGCUGGGUUUGAGUAGACUCCACAUAGAAGCUUAAUCAUCUGCUGGGUUUGACUUCUGGCUAUUGCAAACUUCAAAGGGAGUCAACCUCAAGCUUCUUGAGCUUGAUGGGGAAUAGUCUUCUGUUCUAACUAAUCUUGGAUAAUGGAGACUUGAUUGUAUAUUAGUAUUCGCUAAUAUAUAUAAAAAAAAGUUGUUUAACCCAAAGUAGUGAUCCUUUGAUUUUAAAUUUACUUUGAUUUGAUUUUGUAGAUAAGACACAGAUUAAUGUGCUGUAUUUUUAUUUAUGUAACCACAUACCUUAAUGUUUUUUAUAUUCAGAUAUUGAAUGAUGUCCCUUUUGUGUUGGAUUAUAUGACUCUUUUAACAGGAAUAACAUUUUUCAAAGCUGUGAGCAUCUAGAAAUGUUGAUAGGAUGCUAUAUGCAUUUCUCCCUCCAAAGGCUGGAUAAGCAUAGAAGGUACUAACAUACUCCUAAACCCUGUAAGGUCCCUUUCAGAAGGCACAGAUAGAAGUCCAGGGAACAGGACAGUCCAUGCAGAUACCCAGGUAUGACUUCUCUGAGGCCUUGUAUGCCUUUCAGAAUGGUGCUUGGCCAAAACAAAACUAAUCAGAGUAAAAUACAGUAUUGGUAAGCUGAGCUCAUAUUCUUCCAGCCAGUCCACCAGCAUGCCUGUCCUUCUAGCUGCUGUCUUUGCCACUUAGUGUUUACAUUCUUUAGUUUUUUGGAGCUAGUAGGUUACAUGCUCUCAUUUCAUUUUCAAGAAUGAAGCAGUUUUUCUUGUUUUGUCAACUACAAUUGACAUACGAACUUAAAUGCCCGUAUUGAAAUGACAAUAAAGACUCCUUUAUUAGUAUUGUCUACUCUAAUCACUGAAAUAUAAAUUGGCAAAGAAAUUUUUGAAAAUACUUCCCACCCAAGUAUCGCAGAACCUGGAACAGUCUUUAUAAAAAUUCCUUCCACAGUUGUUUGCUAUUCAGAGUUAAGUACUAGAAGAAAGGGUAUAGAAUAGGAAAUGAUUGAAUUUCCAAAGCAGAUAAUACGGACAAUUUUUUAAGCCUGUGAUAAUUUUUCCUGUUAUAAGCAGUUCUGUGAGCAACAGACUAGUGAAGGCCAGCUUUCUAUGAACAUGUCUUGAAAUCUAGCUUCUGUAUAGAUUAUCAGAUGCCAAAAAGGGUCACAGUACAAUCUUUGUGAGGUAUUUAAUAGGGUUGCUAUCCAGCUGCCUGUUUUGAUGAAAUUUCUAGGAACUUCUAAAGAUCUCUAGUUGUGUGUCAGAUUUUGUUGGAUUUAUUUCCAUGCAGAUGGAAGGCAUGUUUUUGCAUCUUCCAUGCCCUCUCUCCAUACCACCUUCAUGUUUAAUUUGAUUGAACAUGCUUAGUUUUCUUUAGUAAACUAAAACAGGAUGGUUCUGACUUGAUGUAAGGGAAAUCUUCAUUGUAAGGACUCUCCAGCAUUGGAACAAAUUGCUGAGAGAGCUUGUCCGAUCUCUGUCCAUGGAGGUUUUCAAGACCUGACUGGACAAGAUGUUGAGUAAUCUGGUUGCAAUACAUUGCUGACCCUGCUUUGAAUAGAAGGUUGGACUUGGUGACCUCCUGAGGUCCCCUCCAAUAUGAAUGAGUUUAUUGUUAAGAAAUAAGGCUGAAAGGAAGGCAGACGUGAGGUUUCCUUGUUCUGGUGUGUUUUUUUUUUUUUUUUCUCUCCACUUCCAAGAAGUGAAAUAUUAGUAUUUUCAGAAGUAGAGAAAUUAUGGUCCAGUACAGUUACUUGGGGAACUAAUAGUGUUUGCCUUUGACUUAUAAGGCACUGUUCAGACUUUUAUGUUGCUAUUUAGUAUUAAAAUGCUACUGUAUUAUUGGAUGGGGAAGAGUUGCGGUUGUGGUAGUAUUUGAAAUGCUGAACAAUAGUUCCAUGUUACAUAUGUUGCAGAAAUGAAGUGAACCUUCAGUGUUACAUAGAGCUCCAGGUGGGUAUUUCAUUAUGGAGAUAAUAUUUAAUUCAACAGUAUGUGUAGGAAUAGAUCGAUGGAUAAAAUGCCACUGAGAAAUGGUUGAACGAACUGUUUAGGAUGGCUCACAUAAACUGAGUUUGGCUUGGGGUAUCAGCUGCUACAAUAAUUAUCUUAUUUUGCUAAUGACCUGUUUUGGUUCUGUUUAAAAGGUGCUGCUUCUGAAAAUUCAGUCAGUUAUCAGUUUUUUUGAAGAUACACUUAAAGUUUCGGAAAGUAGAUAGAGAAUUAUCUUCUGGAUGGCAAAGGUGAUAAGAGGAUUGAGACUCUUGAGCUAGGGUAACUGGCUUAAUUUUGCUGCAGUGCUCUCGUGUUGAAUAUGCUUGCUAAAAAUGGCAUGUAUACUAAUGAAAGUUUCACCGUACUUACACAUGGAAACAAAGUGCAAACCAAGGCUUGAAGAAUAUCCAAAAUAAAAGAGAAAUAAAUUAGUAGUAAAAAAUAGAUGGAUAAUAAACUGUUAAUCAGAGUAUCAAACUGAAGGCUUGAGGAAAUGAGCUUAGAAUGCUGAAAUUUCUUGACUCUUUUGAUAAGGCCUUGCUGGUCUAAUGGAUAUAGAGUAUGUUAGCUGAAUAACAUUGUGCCCUGCUCCCAAGCAGUUUAUUUAAAGACAUGAUACAGACACAUGCAUCUUUUUGGACUGAAGACAAGCUACUUGAAAACUGGAAAAUAAGUCAUCUUCCUUCAGGAUUCUUCAUUUUGUUUCAUGUUUGUCUUUUUUCCUCCUGGAUUAAUGACUUUCAUUUCAGAAUGGUUGCUGGUUAAGAAAACACUGAAAUACAUGGAUGUGACAUACUGUACUACUUUUGUAGACUAAUUUUCUGUUUUGUGAGAUAGACUUGCCUCAAGAAGUGACUGCUGCAUCUUCUUCAGUAGAAUCAGAGUAUCAGUUAAAGGACUGAGGUGGAAGAACUGUUUCCAGUGGAACCUAAUGUAUUGAACCACAUCUCCUUCUGUCUGACCUGAGCAUGAUGGCAUCCUGUCGGCUCUCUCUUUAUCUGCAUUGGACCAUGGGGUUGGUGCACAUAACAUAGAGGGCUGAUCAUAAAAACAUAACCACAGAGAUGAUACGAAUUCCCAGUUGACUUCAAUUUAAAAAAAUACUUGACUUCUUUAUUUUACUGCUUGGAUUUUGAUAGUACAAUGCCAGAAUAGUUACUGUGAUUUAUUCCAUUCUGUAUAGGUUCCUCUUCUAGACCUAUCCCAAUGGUAUCAGAAUGUCUUCCAGACUUUUUACCAAUAAAAAAGAGUAGAAACCAAGACUAGCAUCUGUCAAAUGGGGCUCCCUCUCCAUUUCUGUCUACACGCCUUUCCUUUGGGGGGAGAAGAAGAGGAGAAUAGCAUGAAAAGUGCAAAAUGUUUCAAAUUCCUGUUCAAAAUCUUGAUAAUAUCAGGAAGGCUCGAAAAAAGGUGAAGGGCAUUCUUGUGGAUAUUGGGCUUGACAGCUGCAGGGAAUUGUUGAAGAAUCUUAAAAGUUUUGACCCAGACGAAAAAUACUUUUUCAACACUUCAUGGAGUGAUGUCUCUCUUUGGGAUUCUGUGGGCAAAAGGAAGAGAUACAGAACAAAGCCAUACUGCUGUAGCUUUUGCAAGUUCUCUUCAAAAUUGCUUACUUCAUUCAAGAAUCACUUGCACCGUUACCAUGAAGAUGAAAUGGACCAGGAGUUGGUGGUUCCUUGCCCAAAAUGUGCAUUUGCUUCUGAUCCCAAAAUAGUGGGAAAACAUAUCCGGAUGUUUCAUUCAUCUAAUAAGAGAAUACAGAACUAUACAGUCAGCAUUUUGGAUGGCAUGAAACAAUUUAGGAGUGACAUCAUAAACUUUACAUGUCUAAAAUGUCACUUUACAGACACAUUAUAUUACAAUAUGAAGAAACACGUGCUGUUGAACCAUUUUCAAAACCUAAUAAGUACCUAUUUUGGCCAGAGACCUGAUGAAAGUGAAGAGAAUUCUGUUGAGCACUACUGUAAAAAGUGUAAUGCUUCUGCAAACAGCCAAGAUUCUUUAAUGUAUCAUGUCUUGACAGCUGAAACCCACAGAGACCUGGAGAACAAGCUUCGGUCUGUGAUUUCAGAACAUAUUAAGAAACCAGGACUUGUGAAACAAAUGCAUAUUGCUCCGAAGCCUCCCCCAGCUAUGGCUGCUCCAUCUUCAGGGCCAGCCACUGCCCCAGCAGGUUCCAUUACGGCGCCGGCUUGCAUCCAGCUUGCAUUUCCACAGAAUAAUCAGAACCAGACUGUGGUGCAGGCAAAAGCAGUUCAAAACACAGUCAGAUCACUGACUGUUCCAAGUGCCUCUGGUAGCCUUCCACAUACAACUUCUGCUCCAGUUGUUACUGCGUCACAUGUUACUCUUGUAUCUAGUAAUCUUCCUGUAGGUCAGAAUACUGUUAAUAUUCAGCCGUCAGCAUCGCAGCCUAUCAUUGUUUCCCAUAGACUCCCUCUUAAUCAGCCUGUCAGGGCUGGGGCUAUUCCUCUUAAUCAUUCUGUUGGGACCCUGAAUAGAACUGUGGCCCCUGCAGUUCUUCCACUUAGUCAACCUGUCAGGCCUGGGCUCUUUCCUAUUAAUCAGCCUGUUGGUACUAUAAAUAGUCCAGUUGCGGCUGGACCUCUACCUAUUGCUCAACCUGUUAGCCCUGUAAAUCAGCCGGUUGCACCAGGAGUCCUCCCUGUAAAUCAGCCCGUUGCACCGGGAGUUCUCUCUGUGAACCAAUCGCUUGGGAAUGUGAAUAGACCCAUUGGUCCCAGAGUCCUUCCUGUGGCCCAGACGGUUGCCUCAGGGGUUCUCCAGCUUAAUCAGCCUGUUGCAUCUGGAGUUGUUCCUGUUAGACAGACUGUUAGGCCUGGGUUUCUUCAGCUUAAUCAACCUGUUGCUCCAGGAGUUAUCCCUGUAAAUCAGCCAGUUAGACCUGCCGUUUCUCAAAACACAGCUUUUCUGACUGCAGGUCCUAUACUUAGACAGUUGAUUCCAACUGGUAAGCAGGUUAAUGGGAUACCUACGUACACGCUUGCUCCAGUUUCAGUUACUUUGCCUGUGCCUCCUGGUGGUGGUGUAGCAACUGUUACACCACCACAAGUGCCCUUCCAGCUAAUGCAGUCUGGGACGGUAACUCAAUUAUCUCAGUCACCGGCUAGUGCACCCUCUCCUCCAGUGCUUGUAACAUCUCAGAAUAUAUCUUUGCAGGCUUCCCCACCUGCUCCUGAAACGAGCCAGGCUAUCAAACAGGCUAAACAAUGGAAGACUUGCCCUGUUUGCAAUGAGCUUUUCCCAUCAAAUGUCUACCAGGUGCACAUGGAGGUGGCUCACAAACAUGGUGAAAUAAAAAUGGAGGAAAACCUGGAACCUGACAAACUUGCAGCUUGUGCACCCUUUCUAAGGUGGAUGACAGAAAAGACUGUCCGGUGUUUCUCUUGUAAAUGUUUUCUGUGCGAGGAAGAGCUUAUGAAACAUCUCUUGAUGCAUGGUUUAGCUUGCUUGUUUUGCACACUUACUUUCCAUGACUUAAAAAGCCUUGUGGAGCACAAUAAAACUACACAUAAUGGGAAAAAGAAACUACAUGCAGAUUACAGCAACAGAGGAUUUCAGCUAGAUAAUGAUGCUCAGGGUGACCUUGUAUUUCCACACUUUGAUUUCAGUACAGUGUUACCAAAAGAAGACAUUGGUGAAAAAGAAGUACAUCUGGCAGUGCUUGCUGGAGUAAAUUCAAGGACGCUUGUUCCUGUUUACAUCAAAGUGAAACCUCAAACAGUGGAAGUGAACAAUAGAUGCAACAAAAAAGUGUUAACGUGUCCCUUUUGUUUUGGUACCUUUGUUAGUAAAGAAGCCUAUGAAAUGCAUUUGAAAGAGAGACAUCAUAUAAUGCCAACUGUACAUACAAUUUUAAAGUCUCCUGCUUUCAAGUGCAUCCACUGCUGUGGAGUGUACACUGGAAAUAUGACUCUGACAGCUAUUGCUGUACAUUUGCUCCGUUGUAGAAGUGCUCCCAAAGACAGCAACUCAAGUGUGAAGAUGCAGCUUGAGCGCACUGAGAAGAAAGAGCUACUGUUUGUGAAUGGUGAAAAGCAUGAUUCUGUGAUGCUUAAAAGAAAACAAUCUGAUACCUGCUUUGUUGCAGAAGACCAAAGGAAUAAAGAACAGCAGCCUCAAACCUUAAGUACUGGCAUAGCUCUAUCUUCAGAAAAAGAAGUGAAUUCAGGGGUAGUGCCUUUCAAGCGACAAAAGACUAAUACUAGGACUGAGAUGAAGAAACUUUUUUCUAGUGAGGAUCUUCGCAUUCUAGCAGUAGAUCCUAAACAGUAUGAACACAAUUCAUAUGAGGCUCAAAAACUGUUUUUGACAGAUUACUUUCACAAGAGGCCAUAUCCUACUAAAAAAGAAAUGGAGUUGCUAUCCUCACUGCUAUAUGCAUCAAAAAUUGAUGUUGCAUCCUUCUUUGGAAAAAGGAGGAAUAUAUGCUUAAAGGCGAUAAAAAACCACAAACCAUCUGUGCUGCUGGGUUUCAGUGUGUCUGAAUUAAAAAAUAUUAAGCACAGUUUGAAUUUAAAAGAUGAACCAUUAAAUAUGUAAGAUGGUUUUUAAAACAACUAAAAGCAAUCCAUAAUUGCAUACUUAACAGUUUAGCAAUUUAUUGUAUUUGAGUUAUUUGUUUUAACUUGCAGACUGGCCUGUUGAAGGGUUACAGUAGUAUAAAGGUCUCGUUCAGUUGUGACUGUUAUUGUGAAAAGCACACGUAGUUGUGUAUUUGAAAAAGCUAAGACCUUCAGAUAUACACUUCUGGAAUUUGUUUUAGCUUUUUACAUCUUCUGGAGUAGAUUUUUUGUUUUGUUUUGUGUUUUUUCCCUUCUUCCCCUUCAGCCUCCCAUUAGACUUUUUAUACCACCAUAUAAAACGUUUGUUCUGUUAAAAACAAAUUUUAUUUUUUUCUGCAAUGUCAACACCUUUUUUUAAAUAAUAAAAUGUAUAAUGUUGGUUAAAACACUGAGGUAAACUAGAUGGAAAAAACAUCUAUUUGAUUAUUUGUGUUUUUUAACUCCUAUUUUUUUUGUUUUUUUUUCUAUUUUCUUUUUAUCUACUGAAGAAAGUGAUUGUAGCCUUUAUAUUCCCCCCUCCCCCCCCAAUUUUGGAUGCGCUGGUAGCAAUAAAAUACUUGGCAGUCUUUUCUUUUCUUUUUUUUUUUCCUGAUCAUAAUACCUUUGCCAGUUAAAUCUGAUGACUUGUAAUAUCUAACUAGCACUAAUAUGGUGGGCAUUCUGGUAGGGGCAGGAGAAGGCCUUUUAAACUGUUAUAGUAACUGACUUGAAAUGGCUGUGUUUAUUAUCUGUUAAAUAGGUCUUGCUAAACAGAAGUGUUAACUCCUUUUGUUGGUGUUGAAACCUGGUUGUUUAAAUAUCUGUUGUUCAAAGCAGUAGCAUUGGUUCUUAUUUCAAAAAGCAAAAACGCUUUGGAGAGUGUCAGAUUGCUUUGAUAUGUGGAAUAUGUGACUUUCAUGCACAUACCUUCUCUGUAGAAGCCCUAUCCAAUAAUCACUGACGUUUGGUGGAAAUAUUUAUAUAAUUUUAAUUGAUGUUGCAUAAGGUGGUAACAGCCAGUGCUCCAUAACAAAUUAGUUAUAUGGUUUGAACUCUUCUCUGAGUCAGACAGCAUACAGAAACUGGAGCUGGAUGAAUUGGUAGUGUUAACACUUUCAACUGUUGGUUACCUGAACCAAUGAUACUCAUACACAGAUGACGAAUUUUUACUGCCGUUACAGAAAGUCUAAGAAUUGUAUAAAAACGGAGUAGAUGAUCUUGUUCAGUGCAAACUCACAUCCCUAUUAUGGAUUACAUCCAAAAUUGCCACUUACAAAAACUUAGUCAAAAAGUUAAUUUGAGUUGGAGAACAAACUGUGUAAGUUACUGAUGGCCAUAAUCAGGCCUUGUUUAGUACUGUUCCUUUUUUCUGAUUGUUUGGUUUCGGUUGGUUUGUAAAUAUUGCCUCCAAAAUUCAUUAAUAGAUGGUUAACACUUGUAAUAAGCAACCUAUAAUAUAUAUUCAUUUUUCUUCCUGCUCUUCCUCCUGCUUCCCAUAACCAUCUCCCCUAGAAGAAGAAAGGAGACUGUUCUAUCAGUUAACUUGUGCCAGCGUUACAAGGAAAGGGUAAUGCGCCCAAGCUUCUCUUUUUUUUUUUUCUUUUUAAGUAGUAAACAUACUUUUGUCCUAUGCAAUAGAGGUUUUAAAAGCAGAUAAAGAUUUUGUUGUUGUUUCUGAAAGGACACGAUGUUUGUAACAGACUUUGCCUGUUCAUCUGAGGUUCUAUACACUAUUCAAAAUUUUAUUUUGGAUACAACCUUGAUAUUUUCAUAUUGAUCACUUCAAAGAAUUUUGAUGUGCAUGUAAUGUCUAGUGACCUAAACUGAGAGAAUCUGCUAUUUGGUAAAGCUUAGUCAUUUAAUACCAGUGUUGAACUAACAUAAUCACCUUUAUGGGAUUCCCCCUCCCUCCCCAAAAGUGACAUUGAGAAAGAAGCAGUGUAUUCCUAUAGUCUAAUAGUAGCUCAUUACUCAUUCAUUGAUUUUUUUUUUUUUUUUUUAAUCAAAAUUGUGAGUUGGUUUGUGAACCAAUUUAGAGAGCUCUUAGGAACUUUUAAAAAUUCUUAAUCUAGAUAUUGUGAGCCAUAUUUUCUCUGGAGUAGUCCUGCUGGUAUCAGGGAAAUUCCAGUAGGGAGGAAUUGGGCAAUUUACGAUGAACAUUUAAGGAUUGGUCUUAAGAUAACAGAGCACUUCUUGGAGUGGGGAGCUGGGAAGUCAUAGCAGAGUUGAUCCUUGCUUUGAGCACCAAGGAAGCAGUCUGGUCUUACCAGUUUUCCUAUAUACUGUCCAGUGGUGAUGUUAAGCGUUUUAUCUAUUGGACUCUGAUUUCACGGUUUCAAAUAAACCAGGUUUCUAACUUA